Cyprinodon variegatus (sheepshead minnow) is the source of this 534-nucleotide messenger RNA. RefSeq names its product persephin-like. The transcript has 2 exons. The coding region runs from base 1 to 534 and encodes 177 amino acids. Gene Ontology annotation, molecular function: receptor tyrosine kinase binding; growth factor activity; glial cell-derived neurotrophic factor receptor binding. The record is from RefSeq and is a predicted model, not a curated record. NCBI's taxonomy places the organism in Eukaryota, Metazoa, Chordata, Actinopteri, Cyprinodontiformes, Cyprinodontidae.
AUGACAACUUUUUUAAAAGUUCUUGUGCUUCUCUUCUGCAUCGCCAAGGGAGAAGGCCACUGGCUGAGGUCACUGAUAGGCCAGAAGCAGAAAACUCUAUUGUCUGCAGAUGAAGAGAGAAGAAGCAGAUCUUUAACUGUAGAAAUCCAAACGGAAGCAUCUGGAGCUGAGCCAUCUCUCAUCCCCAUCGUCUCAGUCCCAGUCCGGACACGACGCUCAGCUCCUGACUCCCAGUGCAGCCUGCGCUCCAUCUUGCUGCAGGUUCGAGACUUGGGCUUAGGCUACAACUCAGAUGAGACGGUCUUAUUUAAGUACUGCAGCGGGACCUGUCCCCGCGCUCGCUCCAACCAUGACCUCACACUCAGCAACCUGCUGCUCAGCGGACUGCUCCCACAUCCCACUCCUGGGGAGCUGUGGCACAACACACCAUGCUGCAGGCCCACCCAUUACGAGGACAUCGCCUUUCUCGAUAACUCCCACCGCUGGCACAAAGUGGAGAAGCUGUCUGCUGCAGGCUGCAGCUGUGUAGAUUGA